GGUGCCGAGUUUAAACCCCUUACUAUUAGGGUUCGACUAAUCUCAAGGAAAACCUUCCCGGCAUUUUGAUCUGUUUGCUCAGUAACCAUGGAGCAGAUUGCAGAGGAACUCAAAUUCAAAUAACAAGAAAGCUUUAAUUUAUUGUUAUUAGUUGUUUAGUCUUCUAUAAUUGAGCGUUUGGGCAUCGAUGCUUCAGUAUUUCAAGUAGAAGCACCGAAGGAGGAAGCCCACAGGAUCAAAUAGUGAUAUUGGAGAUAUGUCAACCAAUCCAGAGGCUACUUCCAUCGUGGGAAAUCCAUGGUCAGUAAUGAGCUGUGAAGCCUUUGUGGUGCCUGGGCAUGACACAGGAGGAAAAAGAUGGUGGUGGUAUCUUGGCCUUACUGAUACAAUUGCCACCCAUGUUAACACUGGUGGGUGUGCCUCUUCAUCUGAACAGAUUACUGAAGCAUGUGGGUUCUCAAAAUUUUUGGUUUGCCUGUUGAAAAAAAAAAGAAAUCGUGUGGUUCGAUGGUCAAUGCCUUGUUUCACUCUAAGAGUGCAGAGGCUUGAGGCCAUCUCUAGUAAAUAUAUGCUUCCAGGUAUUGAUUUCUGGGUCAUAUUAUGUACUCUAAUUGCAUAGGUUUCCAUUUUAAUCUCUUUUAAGGAUUAUUCAGGUGAGCCACUAGAGAAUAUUGUUAUUUGUGAGUGAAAUUUUUUUCAUAUAAUAUAUGAACUGUCCCGGCAUGGUUAGCUAAUAAGAUGGAAUCAGUUGUUGAAUUGU
Molecule: messenger RNA, 760 nt
Organism: Macadamia integrifolia
Lineage: Eukaryota; Viridiplantae; Streptophyta; Magnoliopsida; Proteales; Proteaceae
Exons: 4
Coding region: 257-619 (120 amino acids)
Source: RefSeq, a predicted model, not a curated record